AUGUCUCCCAUUCUCCUCCUCAUCUUCAAGGAGUACGCGGGCAAAUACCACCUCCUCAACGCCCCAGGGCUGCCCGUCAAGACCGUGACAUCCCUGAUCAACUCGAGUAACACCAGUCCAUUCGUCGACACUAUGCUCCUGAUGUCCGCCACCGACGUCCUCACCGACGCCCGCUUCUCCGGCUACGCCUACAGGAGCAGCUUCUACGCCUCCAAACCCGCCCACGUCUACGUCCUGCUCGAAAAGCACGACGACCCCCUCGAAGACGACUACGAGACUAUCGCCCACCCGCUCCCCAAGAUCCCCGAGCCCAGCGUCGGCGUGCAGACCGACCUCGACGCUCCCCACGCCCCGGACUGGGGCACCGCGUCGUGGUUCCCCGGUGACGACAGCAAGUUCAAUGUUGCCCCCGUCGCCGCCGCCAAGGGCGUCUACGAGAACUACCCCGGCGGCUACUUCUACAAGUACAUCACGCCCUCCAGCACCAACAGGACCGCCGCCGCAAGCGAGAACGACGCGCAGCUCUCCAACACCACCACCUCCAGCCACACCGUUGCGCUCGCACAGUCGGUGUGCGACUGGGACCACCACCCCGCCGAGAACCUGGACGAGUGGUGUGAUGCGCGCGCCGACGACGUGCUCAGCGUCGCGACCACCGAACCCUACGAGGAGGGGUUCUACGAGGCCUACUAUGGCAAACGGGGCGGGUCUGGGGCUGUGGACGAUGCUACCCCCGAGACUGAGACUGUUCAGACUCCUGGCAAUCAGGAAUGGCAUCCUCGUGAGGCGUUUGUCCAGGACGAGUGGGCGAAGCCGGCGAGGUGGUAG
Molecule: messenger RNA, 828 nt
Organism: Aspergillus terreus NIH2624
Lineage: Eukaryota; Fungi; Ascomycota; Eurotiomycetes; Eurotiales; Aspergillaceae
Exons: 2
Coding region: 1-828 (275 amino acids)
Source: RefSeq, a predicted model, not a curated record